This is a messenger RNA of Impatiens glandulifera, 888 nucleotides long. Its product is annotated as putative tRNA (cytidine(34)-2'-O)-methyltransferase. Bases 1 to 669 code for a protein of 222 amino acids. The transcript is spliced from 7 exons. Gene Ontology annotation, molecular function: RNA binding; RNA methyltransferase activity. Gene Ontology annotation, biological process: wobble position cytosine ribose methylation; wobble position uridine ribose methylation. The record is from RefSeq and is a predicted model, not a curated record. Lineage: Eukaryota; Viridiplantae; Streptophyta; Magnoliopsida; Ericales; Balsaminaceae.
AUGGCGUUCAGCAGCAACAACUAUUUGUUUCUCUUUGCAGCGGAAAAAGGCGUUGUGUGCUCAUUGCCAAAUGGAGUCGGCGAAGCGGUUGAUAAAACUCCUCACAACAGGCUUCUUCAAGUCGUCUUAGUUCAUCCUCAGAUACCUGGUAAUACUGGAUGCAUAGCCAGAACUUGUGCUGCAUCAGCCGUUGGACUUCAUCUAGUUGGGCCAUUAGGGUUUCAAGUGGAUAGCACAAAGCUAAAACGUGCUGGAUUGGAUUAUUGGCCCUAUGUAGUUGUUAAGGUACACAAUUCGUGGGCAGACUUCAGAAAUUACUUCAUUCACCAGGAAGGAGAUAAACGUCUGCUGGCUUUCACUAAAAGAGGAACAUCAAUUCAUUCAGAUUUUACAUACAGAAGAGGAGAUUGGCUUGUAUUUGGAUCGGAAACAAGUGGGUUACCGGAGGAAGCGCUCGUGGAUUGCAAAGAUGAAGAAAUUGGGGGUGGUACGAUACGUUUACCAAUGGUGGAUACUUAUGUUAGAUGUCUCAAUUUAUCUGUGAGCGUGGGAAUUGGUUUAUAUGAAGCUGCCAGACAGAUUAACUACGAGCAACUUAGGACUUGUGAUCAAACUUCGAAUGAUGGUAAUGAUUCUUCUUCAUUCAUUGCUGAAGAUAUUUUCGCUUAAACUUAAUUAGUUAGUUAUUCUUAAGGGAAAUGAGAGCAUUAUUGAGUUAUAGAAUUUUGAAUAAUUUAUUAUUUAUCCCAAACAUUAGAGUGUUUUUAGUUAUUUUUUGAAAUCUUGAUAAGUUUAAUAUGUAUUUUGAUCAAUUCCAUAGUUAAAACCUAUCACAUGUUACAAGCAAAUCUCACUUAAACUUAUUGUUGUUGGUUGUUUUAGUUUGAA